GUUAAAUUAUUUUCUUUUUCAUUUCAUUCACAUUCCUUCCUUCCUUCUCUUCCUUUUUUCCCUAGCAUUCUUUCUUCCUAUUCAUUUUAUUGUACCUCCGAUAUAUUAUCAUUAUUAUUCAUCCUACCUCUUCUCUUCUCUUCAUUUUGAAUCAGUUUCCAUCAUGUCAGAGUCCGUCACACCCACACCUACACUGCCAACCAAUACCUUGAUGGUCACCAACCUCGAGGCACCUCAUUUUGAGAAGGAGACCAUGCUCAAACUCAAAGCCAAAGUUGAGGAAUUUGGAGAGGUUUACUACUUUGCGCCGAUCAAAUCUUUCUAUCGAGUCUUUGUUGUCUACCACUCUACCUUUGAUGCUCAACGAGCUAAAGCUCUCCUCCACAAUACUACCUUUGAAGGCACGACCAUUCGGGUCUACUUUGGCCAGCAUACAGAGAUCUCUGCUGACCCUGCAAGCCGAUAUCUACAUCCACCAGAGCUCGAAAAGAACUGGCUCAUCUCACCUCCAGGAUCACCCCCUAUUGGAUGGACCCAAAUUCGGGAGGACCCACCUAAUGCUGUUCAUCUAGCGGAUGAUUUGGUGAAGGCAUUGCUCGACAUGGGUCAGCCAGUCUAUCAGCUUCCAAGACCUGAUGGGACUUUUGCAGAUCGAUCCCAUCUCUUCCUCGCACACGAUGAAAUUGAAGACCUCUCAUUGGGUGAGGCACAAAAGCCUCAAGAGUAUGAAGAGCACGAGCAGCAUGUUAACGCCACCAGUUCUGGAGUAGAAUCAAAAGGAGCAACAGAAGGAGCAACAGAAGGAGCAGGAGCAGGAGCAGGAUCAACGAAAACAGAAGCAGAAGCAGCAGUGCAGCAGCAACAAGGUGCAAAGAAGAGCCUUGAUGAGAGCGAAAAGGAAAUACAGGAAAGAUUGCAGCAUCAAAUUCGAGGUCUCAAGAUCGAUACCCAUAAACCUCCUGCGACUGCUACAUCCUCUACCCCAGCCUCUACUAACGCCCUUGGAGAUGUCGGCUCUCCAGCUUCGUCACUCUUCCCACCAGCAACACCUACAGUCUUGGCAUUCUCGCCUGCAAAAGAGUCUGCGGGUGAUCAGCCAUUUAUCACUGUGCAGGACUGGGGGGCUGAUCCAAACUAUGUACCCACACCCUUGAAGAGACGAGGCACUAUCCCAAAGACAGCUUUCCCAACUGGACCUAUUCGUAAUUCCACUCCAACAUCCCCAUCUCAUUAAUCCCAUUUAGAGAUAAAAGAAAAAGGAAGAGACCAAUCAUCGCAAUCGACGCUUACUUGCAUUUUAGUUUAGCUGCUUUUUUUUUUACUGUCCAAUAUAGAC
Molecule: messenger RNA, 1336 nt
Organism: Lobosporangium transversale
Lineage: Eukaryota; Fungi; Mortierellomycota; Mortierellomycetes; Mortierellales; Mortierellaceae
Product: Calcipressin-domain-containing protein
Exons: 2
Coding region: 164-1234 (356 amino acids)
Biological process (GO): calcium-mediated signaling
Cellular component (GO): nucleus; cytoplasm
Molecular function (GO): calcium-dependent protein serine/threonine phosphatase regulator activity; RNA binding
Source: RefSeq, a predicted model, not a curated record